Molecule: messenger RNA, 2572 nt
Organism: Notothenia coriiceps (black rockcod)
Lineage: Eukaryota; Metazoa; Chordata; Actinopteri; Perciformes; Nototheniidae
Product: FSD1-like protein
Exons: 12
Coding region: 52-1578 (508 amino acids)
Molecular function (GO): protein binding
Source: RefSeq, a predicted model, not a curated record
CGGAAGCUGUGAUGUGUGUGACGUCACUCUGUGAAAGCGUCCUCUCAGGUGAUGGACUCUCAGAAGGAAGCUCUGAGCCGCAUCAUCAGCACGCUAGCCAAUAAGAAUGAAGAGCUGCAAACCUUCCUGGAGACCGUCGACAACACGCUGACGGGCCUGCAGGAGGAGUCAUGUAAGGUGAUGUCAGAGCUGGAGGCAGAGCUCGAACAGCUAAGCUCCGCCCUGGAUGAGAAAGGGGCGGGGCUAUGUGACGUCAUCAAAGAGGAGAAGCGGAGGAAGGAGGCGGAGCUUCAGAAGCAGAUGUCGGAGGGGAAGUUCGCCCUGCGUUCGGGCGAAGAGCUGCUCGAGUUCGCUAACCAAACGCUGACGAUCACCAACGAAGAAGAGUUCCUCAAGGCGGCGAAACAGAUCAAAGAGAGUAAAAAAACACUAACACGUCUUAAACCAAUCAAAGCUCAGCGUUUAACCCCCGUUGCCAGGGUAACCAUGGCCCCGGGGUUCCGCCUGGCGACCCGUCCGGCGGCGUCGGAGACGAUGUCGCAGUUCACCGUCGACUUCAGCGCCGAGAGGGCGGGGCUUCAGAGGCUGCACUUCCUGCCAGUCCCCAAAGCUCCGGAGAUCAACGCCCCCUCCUGCGUUGCCAGGGACAACAGCAUCACGGUUGCCUGGCGACCGGCCGGCGACGCUGACGACGGACGAAUCGAACGCUAUGAUCUGGAAUACAGGAAGUCGAACAGAGAAGAUUCGCUGAGGGCCGCCGGAGAUGCAUGCUGGGAAAAAAUUACCGACAUCGAGGAGACUCAGGCGACCAUCUCCGGUCUGAAGUUCGACUCCCGCUUCGUGGUGGUUCGUGUUCGAGCGAGGAACAAAGCGGCCGCCGGCGACUUCUCCGAGCUGGUUGCCGUGCCGACCGCAGCGUUCGCCUUUGUGUUUGACGGCUCGUCGGCUCACGCUGAGCUGAGGGUUCAGAGCGACACGGUGACCUGGGAGCCGCAGGGGGUCAAAGGUCACGACGCCCGGCUGAGAGGCAAAGAGAACAAGAGCAGCCGGAGCGCCACGCCCUCGCCCAAUAAGACGGCAGGAAGUCGAGGCGCACGCGACCGAUUCGCCGGAGAGUCGUACACCGUGCUGGGCGAUCAGGAGUUGGUGGGCGGCGGUCUCUACUGGGAGCUCCGCCCUCUCGCCGACUGGAAGUCCUUCAGUGUGGGCGUGGCCUAUCGCUCCAGCCUGGGACGCUUCGACCAAUUAGGUAAAAGCUCCGGUUCCUGGUGUCUCCACGCCAGCCAAUGGCUGCAGAGCUCGCUCGCUGCCAAGCACAACAACCGGGCGAAGGCGCUCGAUUGGCCGCUGCCUCAGCGAAUCGGAAUCUACUGCGACUACGACAACGGAGAUUUAAUCUUCAUUGACGUCGAUCGUCUUCGUCUUCUUCACUCCUUCAAAACAAAGUUCAACCAGCCGCUCGUCCCCGCCUUCACCGUUUGGUGCGGCGGCAUCGCCUUGACGACGGGCCUGCAGGUGCCGAGCUUCAUGGGUAAUUUCCUCUCGACCAAUCAGAGCCUGAGCAACCUGUCGCCUUAGAUCCUCGUCCAAUCAGCUGCUUCCAUUUCCCUGCUGUUAAUUAUCAUUAAUUUAUUAUUUUAUACAUUUGUAAUUAUGAGUUUAAUUUAUUACAGUACAUUUUAUUAUUACAGAUUUACGUGUUGUUGUUGUUGUUGUUGUCUUCGUCAAAUAUAAACUUAAGAAAAAAUUAAGAAUACAUAUUUAAAUUAAAUUAUUUAAUACAAUUAAUAUAUUUGUAUUUCCUGUUCGAUGAGGAAAUUCUGGACCUGAAGCUUUAUUUUGAAGGGAUUAUAACUUUAUGUCAUAGCUCAGCUCUUAUUUUGAAGAAGCAACAGAAAACAAGGUCUUUUCCCUCGGGCUUUUAUUUUGAAAAUCUACUAUUGUCUUUUUAGCUAUAGCUUUUAUUUUGAAAAGACUUUCAUGAGAAACCAAAAAAAGACUUUUAUUCUGAAAUACGUCAUCCCUUACUAUUGUGCAUUCCUUCUGGCUUUUAUUUUGUAGGCUGUAACAAAGCAUACAUUAUUUUGAAAUUCAUGAAGAAAUUAUGUGUUUAAUUGUUUUGAAAGACUUUUAUUGUGAAAGACCUCGUUAGAGUUCAUGUCUUGUAUCUCGCCUGGCUCUUAUUUUGAAAUCUCUACAAAGAUGUACUUUAUUUUGAAACAUAUCAAAUCCUCAAUGUUUAAUAAUGUGAAAGGCUUUUAUUGUGAAAGACUGGAUUAGUGUUCCUUCUGACUUCCUGGCACUUUGACUGAAUGACUUUUAUUUUGAAGGAAAAUAUAUUUAAUUGUUUCUGUUUCUUACUUGAUUUUGAGAAUCAGGAUUUAUUAAAAGUUAAAAUCACAGAUAAGUUUGACUGAAAACAGAAUUAAAGGUUUAUUUAUUGAUUAUUGAUCAUUGAUGACAUCAUGCGUGUGAAUGUUUUAUAUCCACAGAUAUUUUGAUAAACUGUGAAAUAAAUAAAUGUAUUGGAGUUGUAAAUAUGUGGAAUAAUUUGUGUCAGAGGUUUAAAUCA